This is a messenger RNA of Spathaspora passalidarum NRRL Y-27907, 1398 nucleotides long. Its product is annotated as N-acetylphosphatidylethanolamine-hydrolyzing phospholipase D. Bases 1 to 1398 code for a protein of 465 amino acids. Gene Ontology annotation, biological process: N-acylethanolamine metabolic process; N-acylphosphatidylethanolamine metabolic process. Lineage: Eukaryota; Fungi; Ascomycota; Pichiomycetes; Serinales; Debaryomycetaceae. The record is from RefSeq and is a predicted model, not a curated record. Gene Ontology annotation, molecular function: zinc ion binding; N-acylphosphatidylethanolamine-specific phospholipase D activity. Gene Ontology annotation, cellular component: cytoplasm; membrane-bounded organelle. The transcript has a single exon.
AUGGGGAUGUCGUUUGUAUCGCGACUUUCACUCAAGGCGAGGGUCGGAUGGGGUUUGCUUCUCGGGUAUACCUCGUUUGAAGUAUAUUUGCACUUUAGAACGCAGGCAAUAAUCAACCUGCGAAAACAAGAAUAUAACAAAGUAAUUAGAGAGCAAGCAACUGAUGAUAUAGAUGUAUCUAAAUUCAAAUCCAGUUUAGUAGCUGGAAUGUUCAUCAACCCAUUUGAGGAAUACAGAAAUCAGACCGUGUUUGAGUUUCUACUAGUUAGAAUUCUUGAACUUUUGGAGAGUGUUUAUGGUAGCAAGAUUGAAAUCCAUCAGAAAUUGCCUCAUCCUCAUGAUGGUGCUGUUGAAGUUGAAGACAUUUUGAAAGUGUUCCAGCCUGAUUUAGAAAGAUUCCGCAAGAAUUCGAUCAUCCUCAGUCAAUGCUUAAGCAAGAAUGACUAUUCCGACUUGUCCGUGAGACCAAUAGACCCUCAGCAUAUCCAAAGGUCAUGGUUCCAUACGAAAUCCGUGGUUCCACCGGGCCCACCAAUUCACGAUCAAUUGUUGUUUACGUGGUUAGGACAAUCAUGUACGUUAGUUCAAUUGGCUGGGGUAAACUUCCUUACUGAUCCAAUUAUUAGUGAUCAUUUGUUUUCGCCUAAAUUUGGACCUAAACGGUUAACUAAAUCUCCCAUGACCAUUGAUCUGAUCAAAUAUGCCACAAAUGAUAAACUUGAUUUCGUAAUUGUAUCGCAUGAUCAUCCGGAUCAUUUAGAGUAUGAUUUUGCCAAACAUAUCGGCAACAACAGUAUGUGGAUUGUUCCACUUGGGUUGAAAAGGAAACUUGGCCGCAAGGGAAUAUACAAGGUAAUUGAGAUGGAUUGGUGGGAAAAGCUCGAUAUUACAAGAUACAUCUCAACCGAUGAGAACUUUCCGGAUAAAUAUGAAAUUGAGUGCUUGCCUUCAAUGCACUGGUCAGGGAGAUAUGCUUUUGAUUCUAACUGGUCUCUAUGGUGUUCCUAUGCUAUUAGAAGAAAUGGUGAGUGCAUUUUGUAUCACACAGGAGAUACCGGGUACCUGAAGGAAUUGUUUGAUGUAAUUGGAAAGAGAUUGGGUUCAGUUACGCUAGGUUUGCUUCCUAUUGGGCAAUAUUGUCCUUCAUGGCAUCAGAAACCAAGGCAUAUUUCGCCAGAAGAGUGCUUGAAGAUCUGCUCACAAUUAAACAUAAAGUAUAUGAAGGGCAUCCACUGGGGAACAUACAAAUUGAGCAGUGAACCAAUCUUGGAGCCCAUGACUAAAUUAGAGAAACUAGCCCAUAAACAAGGCAAAGCUAUCCAAUACCGGGUGCCUGAGUUUGGCCUCACCUACUUGUUCGACUUGAACAACAAAACCGAAACUGAGAUUCAUGUAUAA